Molecule: messenger RNA, 354 nt
Organism: Linum tenue
Lineage: Eukaryota; Viridiplantae; Streptophyta; Magnoliopsida; Malpighiales; Linaceae
Source: the annotation of a GenBank genome assembly
GAGAAGAAGAGGAAGAAGGAAAAAUUUGUCCACCUCGAUCGUGCUCUCAUAGGUUGUGUUAUUUCCUUCUUUCUGCAAUCCAGCUACGAUGUGCUAUUUUUCUCUCACCGCGAUCCCAAAUCUCCGAAAUUGGCGAUGAUGCGGCAAGCUUGCCAUAGAAGGUGGGUCGUUUGACGUCUGGUUGGAUAGAUCAAACCACAAAGAGAAGGGAAGACGUGAACGACGAAGAUGGUGCGAUGGGAAGGUCGGCCUUGGGCACCGGUGAUGGUUUCAGCGACGAGCUGUAAAGCCUUUUCAUAUUGCAUAUUGUAUUUUUUGGGAUUCUUUGCUUGCCUUGAAUUUAUAUUACUUAUC